CCAUAUAGCGUGUGGCGUCAGUGCCGAUAAAAUACACAUUUGGUUAUCAGUGGAUUCAAUACCUCAAAUCAACUAAAACUUGUGAGCUGUUAUUGUGCUUGCAUUUGUUUUCCUUCUCAUCCUGAUUCAAUUUUUCUUAAAGGCAGUUUAUAAUAAUGUCUAUAGCUCCAAUAGUCUUAUUUUAUUCUAUUCUUCUGUUUCAGAUGCCGAAAGGCGGAAAUUCAUUUAGUUGCUUUCUCACGUGGCCGCGCGGCUUUGCCCAAUAAUGAAGCUGCGAUCAAUUGAUCAGUCGUCAUAACCCAGGAUCAGUUCUACUACUUACUACUCUUCUUGAUCGCCAUCGACUAUGCUCCUAUCGCAAAUUCAGUCCAUGGUAUGAGCUCGAUGCCUGACUCAUCAACCUCCCCGCAUUCACCCUCAGUACUGUCUGAGCGACGGAGUUGGAGGAGGUUAUCAGGCUUAUCCACGACUUCGACUGCCGAGCAACCGGCCAAUGGCCACUCCACCGCAAUUACAGAAGAAAUCAGUGAGAUCAAACGAUAUGAGGAUUUUACAACGAUCGAUUGGGUUCAGGAUGCGGUUCAUGAGCAAGCGCGACGGAGAGCAAAGCGACGAGAUGGAUUUGGUUUCUGGGAUAAAGAAGGCGCUUUUGGGUGGAGACGCAAGGUGCGCGAGUCCUACGACGCUGGACAAGCUUGGCUAGUUAUCACGAUCGUGGGCGCUGUGAUAGGGUUUAUUUCGGCCUUCUUAAACAUCAUCACCGAGUGGCUGUCCGAUAUUAAGUUGGGCCAUUGUACGACAGCAUUCUACCUCAAUGAAUCAUUCUGUUGCUGGGGUUCGGAGGGAGGUUGUCCUGAAUGGAAGACAUGGACCUCUUUCUGGCUCAUGAACUAUAUCGUGUAUAUCUUCUUUGCGGUGUUGUUUGCCUUUAUCGCCGCGAUUUUGGUUAAAUCAUUCGCCCCAUAUGCCGCAGGUUCCGGUAUAUCCGAAAUAAAAUGCAUCAUCGCUGGGUUUGUUAUGAAAGGCUUUUUGGGUGCAUGGACGCUUCUGAUUAAGUCGAUUGCGCUACCGUUGGCCAUCGCCUCGGGUCUCUCUGUGGGUAAAGAAGGACCUAGUGUUCACUUUGCUGUUUGCGCUGGAAAUGUCAUCUCGCGGCUCUUUAGCAAAUAUAAACAGAGUGCUUCAAAGACAAGGGAGGUUUUGACGGCCACAGCAGCAGCAGGUGUGGCUGUCGCAUUUGGUAGUCCCAUUGGAGGAGUGCUCUUUUCCCUUGAGGAAAUGGCAUCCUAUUUCCCGCUCAAGACCCUAUGGCGUAGCUACUUUUGCGCCCUGGUCGCGACCGGCGUGUUAGCGGCGAUGAACCCUUUCAGGACUGGACAGCUGGUCAUGUUCCAAGUGCAAUACGACCGCACGUGGCACUUUUUUGAGUUGAUAUUCUUUAUCCUUCUGGGUGUGUUUGGUGGGUUGUACGGGGCAUUUGUGAUCAAGUGGAACCUCCGAGUUCAAGCCUUCCGGAAGAAAUACCUCUCGCAGCAUGCUGUUAUGGAAACAGUAGUAUUGGCCGCCAUAACGGCGUUACUGUGCUAUCCCAACACGUUCUUGAAAAUAAAUAUGACGGAGAUGAUGGAGAUCCUGUUCCGGGAGUGUGAAGGCGGUCAUGACUACCAUGGUCUUUGCGAGGCCGAAAACCGGUGGUCCUCGGUCAGCUCGCUUGCCAUCGCCACGAUACUCCGCAUUUUCUUGGUCAUUAUAUCGUACGGUUGCAAAGUACCUGCGGGGAUUUUCGUGCCAUCGAUGGCCAUCGGAGCGUCAUUUGGCCGCUUGGUUGGAAUCCUUGUCCAGGCGUUACACGAGCACUUCCCUGACUCGGCAUUUUUCGCGUCCUGUGAGCCGGACGUGCCAUGUAUUACCCCAGGAACCUACGCUUUCUUAGGUGCAGGAGCAGCUUUGAGUGGUAUUAUGCAUUUAACUAUCUCUGUCACUGUUAUUAUGUUUGAGUUGACUGGAGCAUUGACUUAUAUCCUCCCUACCAUGAUUGUGGUAGGAAUUACGAAGGCCGUCAGUGACCGUUUCGGCAAUGGUGGCAUCGCGGACCGAAUGAUAUGGUUUAACGGUUUCCCUUUCCUUGAUAACAAGGAAGACCAUGUCUUCAAUGUCCCCGUGUCGCACGCGAUGACGGCCGACCCUGUCACGCUUCCUGCAUCCGAUUUCCCACUGCGCGAAGCAGAGCACCUUUUGAGCGACAACAAAUUUCAGGGUUUCCCCAUCGUAGACAACCGAACAAAGAAGACCCUGGUAGGAUACAUCGGCCGCACAGAACUCCGGUACGCCAUUGAUCGUAUCAGAGCGGAAGGCAUACUGUCCCCCAGUGCCCGGUGCGUAUUCACUAAAGAAGCCGCCGAGGCUUCCGUAGUGCAUAGGGCGUCUUCCACCUCACGAAACCACUUGGCUCCUGAUACCUUUGAUGCCAUCCAGGACAGUGUCGGCUCUAGCUACGUUGACUUCAGCAGAUAUGCGGACCACACACCACUAACCGUGCACCCACGUCUUCCCCUAGAGACCGUGAUUGAAAUCUUCAAGAAGAUCGGACCUCGCGUGAUUCUCGUGGAGCACCGCGGCCGCUUGACCGGCCUCGUCACCGUCAAAGACUGUCUCAAGUACCAAUUCAAAGUCGAAGCCCAGGAACAUGCCCUUGCCGCAACCCAGGCCACGGAAGGUCCCUUUGGCGGCGAGGUGAGUGCUCGCUCCAGCGACACGCUAGAAGAGCGGGUAUGGCAUUUCAUGCAACGGGUGGGCUCCCAACUACCCCGUUGGCGACGAACAAAUCGAGUCGCCUUACCCGACCAGCGCGAAGGAAGAGGCAUGCCAACUGGCACUGAUGACGAAAAUGACAGACUGAUGGAACUAGAAGAACGGUAACACUGAUAUCCCUGUUCAUGUUUGUAUGUAUAUAUAGAUAUAGAGACUGUAUGACCCUGAUUCUCCAUGCAUGUAUCCAACAAGUCCAAAUCCCAAUACAUAUCCUAUC
This is a messenger RNA of Aspergillus alliaceus, 3028 nucleotides long. Its product is annotated as chloride channel. NCBI's taxonomy places the organism in Eukaryota, Fungi, Ascomycota, Eurotiomycetes, Eurotiales, Aspergillaceae. The record is from RefSeq and is a predicted model, not a curated record. Gene Ontology annotation, molecular function: voltage-gated chloride channel activity. Gene Ontology annotation, cellular component: Golgi apparatus; early endosome; endoplasmic reticulum. Gene Ontology annotation, biological process: chloride transport; transmembrane transport; intracellular copper ion homeostasis. The coding region runs from base 376 to 2919 and encodes 847 amino acids. The transcript is spliced from 7 exons.